Messenger RNA from Acomys russatus (golden spiny mouse), 1089 nucleotides. It is a transcript of the gene Clec12a, whose product is annotated as C-type lectin domain family 12 member A. NCBI's taxonomy places the organism in Eukaryota, Metazoa, Chordata, Mammalia, Rodentia, Muridae. Gene Ontology annotation, molecular function: signaling receptor regulator activity. The transcript has 6 exons. The record is from RefSeq and is a predicted model, not a curated record. The coding region runs from base 58 to 867 and encodes 269 amino acids.
UGUUCCUCUCACCUUUUUCAAAGGAAAAUUUGUGGAGCUCUCUUUGAAUAUUCAUCAAUGUCUGAAGAAAUUGUUGAAGAAAUCGUUUAUGCAAAUCUCAAAUUUGAGGACUCUGAUAAGAAAGAAAAAACCCAGAAGUCUGACAAAUGUGGGGGAAAAGUACCUUCUGCUCCUUCCCAUUCUCAGCAUAAAAGAGUCUUGACUCUGACUCUUCUGUGCCUUCUGCUGUUGGCUGGACUGGGAGUCCUAGGCGGCAUCUUUUAUACAACUUUGGAGACAGAAAUGAUAAAAUCAAAUCAACUACAAAGUAUUAAGGAAGAACUUCAGGAAAAUAUUUCCCUACAGAUGAUGCAUAAUCUCAUCACUUCCAAGAAGAUCGGGAACCUCUCUGCCAUGCUGCAGAACAUAGCCACCCAGCUGUGCCGUGAGCUGUAUGGAAAAGAACCAGAGCACAAAUGCAAACCUUGCCCAAAGGGUUCAGAAUGGCACAAGAACAGCUGUUAUUCUCAACUUAGUGGGCUUGAAACAUGGCAAAAGAGUGAAAUGCUCUGCUCUGCUCGGAAUGCCAGCCUGCUGAAGAUUAAGAACAAGAAUGUGCUGGAAUUUAUAAAGUCCAAGAAGCAACGCAAUUAUUGGCUGGGGUUAUUGCCUAGAAAAGAUACUGAAAUGGGGAAUGAGAAAAUGUUCCUCUCUGAAGAGUUUGAAAGAAGCACAUAUGACUUAAGUAAGAUGUACUGUGGACAUACAGAUGGGAUAUAUGUUUCUUAUGCAAACUGCAAUCAGAAGAAACGUAUCAUGUGUGAGGAGACAGCCAGCAAGGUGCAGGUGGAAAGUGUGCUGAGUCACCUUCCAGAGGGUGACAUGUAGCUACUGUAGCUACUAUCCUGCUAUGGUGGUUUGAGUGACAAUGCGCCCCAUGGACUCACGUAUUUGAGUAUUUGGCCCUUGGUUGGUGGAACUGUUUCAGAAGCACAGGAAGAUGUGCACCUUGUUGAAGGACUUCUGUCACUGGAGGCAGGCUUUGAGUGGUCAAAAGCCCAUGCCAUUACUGGUUAGUUCUGUUUCUGUCCCGUGCUUGAGGAUUGCACU